AUGGCCCCUAACAAGCCAGUGAAAGUACACAGUCCUGAUGGACUUCAAAUGCCCAUGUUCAGUCAAGCGAUAGAAUACAAUGGUCUUGUCUACGUCUCUGGCAACAUCGGCUAUGAUAACAAGACGCUAACACCCGUCGGCGUCGGCGUUGCCGACCACACUCGACAGAUCUUGAAGAACAUCCAGAUUGUCCUACGUGCGGCCGGCUGCUCCAAACCGAGUGGUGGACUGAGCAACAUCAUCAAGGCGAACGUCUUCUUGACAGACAUGAAGGACUUCAGCGCUCUGAACGGAGCAUGGGUGGAAGUUCUCACCGCAGCACAAAAGGAAGACGGACUCAUUGGAGAAGGCCAGGAGGCUGUCAUGCCGGCUAGGACGUGUGUCCAGGUUGCGGCGCUGCCAUUUGGAACGGAUGUGAGUACCGAGUCUCCUUGA
Cyphellophora attinorum is the source of this 435-nucleotide messenger RNA. Its product is annotated as RutC family protein. Gene Ontology annotation, molecular function: deaminase activity. Gene Ontology annotation, cellular component: mitochondrion; cytosol. NCBI's taxonomy places the organism in Eukaryota, Fungi, Ascomycota, Eurotiomycetes, Chaetothyriales, Cyphellophoraceae. The coding region runs from base 1 to 435 and encodes 144 amino acids. The record is from RefSeq and is a predicted model, not a curated record. The transcript has 3 exons.